Messenger RNA from Dermacentor andersoni, 1490 nucleotides. RefSeq names its product proximal sequence element A Pbp49 (gene Pbp49). The record is from RefSeq and is a predicted model, not a curated record. Gene Ontology annotation, biological process: snRNA transcription by RNA polymerase III; snRNA transcription by RNA polymerase II. Gene Ontology annotation, cellular component: snRNA-activating protein complex. Gene Ontology annotation, molecular function: RNA polymerase III type 3 promoter sequence-specific DNA binding; bent DNA binding; core promoter sequence-specific DNA binding. NCBI's taxonomy places the organism in Eukaryota, Metazoa, Arthropoda, Arachnida, Ixodida, Ixodidae.
UAAAGGGAUUGACAUCGGCAUAGCCAGCAUAGCGUUGUUGUCACGUGGAGACGCGCAUGCUGCAACCGCGUUAAAAAAAUGCGAAACCUGAGGUUCUGUAUUCUAUGGUUUUGCGGCUGAAGCUGAAGUAGCGCGUUCUUUAUUCUAUGGUAGCGCUCCCUCCUGAGCAACUACUCCCUGUGACAGCCGUUGCUGUUUGAGUUAUCAGUUUCAGAACCAUGGAUGCAAUUCAUGAACCCGAAUUUCGGCCUUGGAUCGGUGAAACCAUGUCACCGACAGAGUUCAAACAAAAGUGGACGGACGCUUUGAAAAACGAGCAACACGACAGUGAUCAGAACGUUCGAGAAGCUAUCAUGCAACUGAUGAACAUACCGGAGUCUGUGUUAAAAACACUGGAGGCCGACUGCAGCCCAUCUACUCUGUGUUGUGGAGAAGAAAGCAUCGACAUAGCAAAUCUCCCGAAGCAUGACGACCUCAUGACUCUGAGGCUGCAGAGACAAGACCUUGAGAAGCGAAAAGAUGAUGAAGCAUAUCGUCUGAAGACAUACCAUUACUUUCGCAAGGUGUGCUUCCUUUCAAAAGUGAACAUUAUGAAGCAGAAAACUCAGCUGAAAUUUCCAGAAGAAGAACGUGUUCCCAGCAAUGAGGUUGUGCUGAUAGCACAAGUCUUCAAACCUAUCAAAAUGCCUGUGGGAAUAAAGAAAGUGCGCAUGGGCGCUCACUGCUUUUCUUUCAAGAUUCAAGUAGAAUUAGCAAUGCUCAGCUGCCAGUCAUUGCGUAGCUUGCGUGAAAAAAUUACAUGCAUAUCAGACGCUGCUGUCCUUGGAGACUUCAGUGAAGACCCAGACAGAAUUUCGGACCAACGAGCUGUGGAGCUGUACAAGUCGGGCUUUUUUUACAUAGGGAACACAUUCUACAAUGACAUGAGUGAUCCAGCAUGCAGAGACUACAGCGAGGUAAUACUAGAGUGGGCGAAGAAUCCCCGGCGCGAAAUAGGUCCUUUUAAGACUGCAGACAUGGCAAAGACUAAACUUGCAGACCUGGAGCUGCGUCUGGGAUACCCCUAUGUCUAUGUUCACCAAGGCUACUGUGAACACCUAGUGGUCUUCUCCGACAUAAGGGUGCUCCACCCACAUGACAGCCAAAACAUGUUGGACUACCCAGUGGCAUUGAAAACCUUCCCAUGUGGCAGGCGGGUGUUCUGCAUGCUCUGCCACCAGAGCACAGCUAAAUGGGUGACAUACGAGAACGAACGUGUCAGUGAUGACCCAUAUUUCUUCUGUGAUACGUGUUUUCGGUCCUACAACUACACCCCAGACAAUAAGAAAAUUGGCAAGUUUCGUGCAUCGCCCUACCUGGAUUGGAAUACAGUACUGUGAUAUGCACUAGUCUUUUCUCGAAUGCAUAACAUUUGUGUUCAGUUUCCUUGCUUUACCUAUUAUGUGUUGCACUGUAAGUGUGCGUGCUUAAUAAAUUGUAUCAAUAACCAG